CCCUCCAAAUAGAGACCAAACCGUUGUGGAUAUUCAGUGUUGAUACGUUCCUGGUGGUUUACCCGCUCGUUUCAUCGCUUCGUUCUUUUUUCGAUAUUAGUUUACUGUUUUCAUCCCUAACUACCUGAGAAUUUGCACACCACUGGGGACAAUGUCAAAUGGUGUUCAAUUGUUGAAUAACAAUCAGUCACAGCAAAAGGGCUGCACCACUGCAGCAUCGGAGGGGAGGCAAACUAAAAUGGGGAUUGAGAAAAUCAGCGUCACCAUGCCUGCUGUCAAAAGACCAGCUGAUCCCAUUGUUGAAGGUCAGUUUUUUGGGGUUGGAAAUUUCCUGUGUGCACCAGUAGCUAAAAAACGUCACAAAAAUCCACAACCAAAAAAUGCAGUAUGUGCCCUGAAUGAAUUAAAAACUGGCGCGGUGUACAAAGUUGUGUCCCAGACAGGGCCAACUCACGCUCCCAUAUUUACAAUAGCCGUGCAAAUUGAUGGACAAACGUACGAGGGUAAGGGCCGUACGAAAAAAAUGGCAAAACACGCAGCGGCUGAAUUAGCAUUGAGAAAUAUCGUGCAAUUUCGAAAUGCGCCAGAGGUACACCAGGCAAUGAAUACGUGUCAGAACGUACCAACUCUCGAGCCCGAUUUUACAAGUGACGUCACAGAAAAAGAUAAUCACCUCGUUAAUGCAUUUAAGACACUGAGUCAAGAGCCUAAAAACGCUGGUAAAUACAUCGACAAAGGCCCAGUUGCGCUGAUUAAUGAACUUUAUCCAGGAGUCGUUUACACCUGUGUCUCGGACAAUGGCGAGAGCUAUGCUAAAUUCACAAUAGCCGUGACCAUUGAUGGUGAGACAUUCGAGGGAACUGGUCCCAGUAAAAAAUUAGCCAAAGCUGCUGCUAGCAAAGCAGCACUGGCUAAAUUGAGAAAUGUCCACAGUUCGACGUUUUGCAUGGCACUCACUGGUUUACCAGUGCGAAUGCCAAAUUUUCCAAAUCUGGGACAACCGCACGAGCAGAUGAGUUUGCCACAAAUGUUGGCUGAUAAAAUUGGCAAAAUGGUUAAUCAGAAAUUCACGGAGCUUAUGCAGAGUAAACCCCAGCAUGCCCGACGCAAGGUUCUGGCUGGUAUUGUACAGACUAAAGGACAGGAGGCUGAAUUAAUCUGCGUUACUACAGGAACCAAAUGUGUUUCUGGAGAACAUCUGAGUGUGACUGGUGGUGCACUGAAUGAUUGUCAUGCAGAAGUUGUGGCUCGUCGAUGUCUCUGCGAAUACCUCUACAAGCAACUCGCGCUUUACACCGAGAAUCGGGCUGACGAAUCCAUCCUAGAACCCGUGAAGAAGGGUUACCGCGUCAGGCCAGGAAUUCAAUUCCAUUUGUACAUCAACACAGCCCCCUGCGGAGACGCUAGAAUUUUCUCACCCCACGAGGAGAACGAGUCUGUUGACAAGCAUCCAAAUAGACGCGCCAGGGGACAGCUCAGAACGAAAAUUGAGUCUGGUGAGGGGACCAUUCCAGUCAAGAGCAGCGAGGGAAUUCAAACUUGGGAUGGUGUUCUCAUGGGUCAAAGACUGCUGACGAUGUCGUGUUCGGAUAAAAUAGCUCGAUGGAACGUACUAGGUGUGCAAGGUGCACUCCUCAGCCACUUCAUCGAGCCUAUUUACUUCCACAGCAUCGUUCUUGGCAGUCUACUAAAUCCAAGUCACAUGUAUCGAGCGGUUUGUGGAAGAAUUGAGAAUACAAUACAGGGCCUACCACCUCCAUAUCGAUUGAAUAAGCCACUGAUGAGCCUCAUAACGUCUUCCGAAGUCAGACAGCCUGGGAAGGCGCCAAACUACAGUGUCAAUUGGACAGUUGGUCAAGCUGAGGCGGAGGUAAUAAAUUGCACAACUGGCAAGGAUGAACUUGGAAAGCCAUCGCGUAUAUCCAAACAGGGGCUCUUCCGUAUGUUCUUCAAUCUUCUCGGUAAACUCACUACUAUUGAUGACAUUGAUCGCGAUGCAUGUCGUCAAUAUCUCGAUGCCAAAUCAUCAAUCCAGGAUUACUCGCUCGCUAAACGUCAACUCAAGGAGGCAUUUGUACGCGCCCAACUUGGAAACUGGGUGAAGAAGCCAAUUGAACAAGACAUGUUCGAAGUUGACAUCUGACUAGUUGAGGGGAAUGGACGAUCCAGCUUUGUCAUUGAGCGUAACGCUGAUGAUUAUAUUGUUCCUAGCGUGAAUUAGAUCGCUCGUACCGCGUGUCAUGGCACGGCAGAGUUUGGCAUCAGUAAAGCAUAAAUCGUAGGAACUCGAUUAUACUGUUUUCUUGUGGAAUUUAAACGGUCCACCGAAUUUUUUCAGUGUGAUUUACCGUGGGCUUAAUCUUCAAUAUUCAUAGCGUUCAAGUUCUAUUCGUUAUCCCCAUUAUCAAACAAAUUCUGCGAUGAAUCAUCUGACAUGAGAUCCUCAAUCUUCUAACUGUUUUUAGUUUUAUUUUGUAUUAAUUUACAGGGUACAAAGAAUGAGUUAUUUUGUGAAAAAUAUAAACGAUCUUUUUGUUACGCUUGUUUUUUUUUUUUUUUUAUUCUUUUUUCUCGAUCGUUUUUAGGUGUCGAUGGAGUCGAUGUCGCGUAUGAUCACGUAAAUUCUCUAGUCCGAGCAUAAGAAAAAAGACUUUAUAGACUGUCUAGGCGAGUAAGGCACUCGUAAUUAUAAAAUUUGUGAUCACGUGGCGCAGUGUGGAGAUCGCGUAGCGGCCUUAGGAUUUAAGUUCAUUAUCAACUAGAUUCACGAGUGUUAUCGUUGCAGAUAAUUAACAAGUGCACAUAUCCAUUCGAUACUAGGUUUUAACCAUAAUCCCCUCACAUGCCUCACUUAUUUAUUACCUAGAUUAUGCUGAUUCCACACUGGUCAUGCACUGGUAUCCAAUACCAUGAAAUCCAUUUUUUCAUGUAAUUUUAAGUGAUUUACACGAUAUCAUUCUCCUAAGGAUCAUUUAGGAAUUUCAGCGCUCGUAGGUGGUACUGAAUUUUUUCGGUCGCCACACGUUCGCAUCCCCUAACGGCUGUGACCUCGGAAAAUAAUAUGGCGAUGGAUUAUAGAAGCCUUGAUAUCGACAGCAGAGAAAUAUCACUCUCUAAAAUGAUUAAAUCGAUUGAUAUAAAAUGAAUCAUGUGAUUUUUCUCUGCUCGCUGAAAAAUAGGCAUCUCUGAUCGCUACUAGGUUUUACAAUUUUUAUGUUACGUGUGUGCGAAUCACUGCAAGUGAAUGAGCGAAUCAGAGUGUAAUUGGAUUAUUGAAAUCUACGAGUAUACGCCCAGAGUAUCCUAAGAUCAUUGCCUCACUGUGUCACAGUUAUUAUUGUUUAGAUGAUAUUUUAAAUCCAUUAUAAAUCAUGCAACUCUGCCGUUAGUGACACACUGCCCGAUGCCGAUCCAAUUUAGCGCGAGUGAACUGUUGGGUCAUUAAUCCCUUUGAUUCAUUAAUUUUCCCCACAAUGACUUCGAUUUGAAAAUUCAUUCAUUGCUAGUCUGAUCCAAAUACUAUCUUCAUGUUCACUAUUUGAAACUUUUCGUUUUAAAAUCUUCGACUUAUGGGAGACAAAACGAGAAAGAAAAAUGAGUGAAUAAAAGGGAAUGCAAAAAAUCAUUUGCAUAAUCUGUUCAUUGCAUAAUGAACAUAUACAAUGGGUUCAUUUUAGUACAUAAUAUGAACAUUCAUCAUUUCAAACUCUCGAAUGUAAUUGAUUCCAUUGUAAAUACUUGCUUCUCAGUAAUCAGUAAUCCCAUGAAUGAAAGGGUUGAGUCUAGAAUUAAUUAUUAAUCGUAAACAUUUUGCUUAAUGAAAAACGAUACCAGUGGGUAUCUGUGCCAAUACAUAGGAUAAUUCGAAGAGAAAUUAGAGGAAAUAAAACACACGCUGUUGCUCAGAAAAAUAUUAA
Messenger RNA from Fopius arisanus, 3917 nucleotides. It is a transcript of the gene Adar, whose product is annotated as Adenosine deaminase acting on RNA. Bases 152 to 2143 code for a protein of 663 amino acids. Gene Ontology annotation, biological process: adenosine to inosine editing; RNA processing. The record is from RefSeq and is a predicted model, not a curated record. The transcript is spliced from 9 exons. Lineage: Eukaryota; Metazoa; Arthropoda; Insecta; Hymenoptera; Braconidae. Gene Ontology annotation, molecular function: double-stranded RNA adenosine deaminase activity; tRNA-specific adenosine deaminase activity; double-stranded RNA binding. Gene Ontology annotation, cellular component: cytoplasm; nucleolus.